UUAACAUUAUUAUUCAACCAAUGGCCAUAGAUUAUUCUCGCUGGAAGGAUAUUGAAAUAUCUGAUGAUGAAGAUGAUACCCAUCCAAAUAUUGAUACGCCUUCUCUUUUCCGUUGGCGUCACAAAGCUCGGCUUGAACGUAUGGCAGAAAUGAAAGAAGAAAAGGAGAAAGUUGAGGGUGGAAAGAAGGAAGUUUUGAGCCGUGUUCAGGAAAUUGAAGAAAAGCUUUCAAACACAAAUUUGGAUGAAAAAGAGCGUAUCAAAUUGGAGUUGGAACGUGAUAAUAUCCGUAAACAAGAAGAAGAAUAUUUGCGAAAAGAGAAGGAAUUGGCUGAUAAGGAGAGAUUGGCACCUUGGAAUAUUGAUACAAUUGGGAAGGAAACUUGGAGUCGAACUAUUGUUAAUAAGCCAAAAGAUAAGACUUCAGUUAAGGAUGCCUCCUCUCCUAGUGUUUCUGCUCAACCAAAACUCAGCGAAGAUGAAGAGCAUCGACGUUUACUUGACUACUUUUCUAAAAACGAGACAUUAUUGGGAGAAAUGAGUCUUUUGAAAGGUUUUGAUGCUAUGGAGAAUAUGUUGUUGGAUAACCCUCAUUUGGCUUCUGAAUAUGCUACAAAUUGGUUGACCAUUGAAGCUCUCAAUCAUGCAAUUGAGGGAGAUGAUGACAAAAUGGGUCGUGUAGCCGAGAAUUGUAUUACAAUUCAAUAUCUUCUUGAACUUGCCAAAUCAUUGCAUGCUCUCUCAACAAAUACAAAUUUGAUUAAAAGCUUCUUCAAAAAGUUUUUUUAUUCUUUAUUUCUUUCAAUUUAUUUAAUUAGAAUUCGUUCUGCUGAGGUUUUGUAUCUGCAAAUGUAUCAGGAGGAAGUUCAAUCCUUCAAGGAUCGACUUCGAAAGCGUGCCAGGGACAAGCGUGAGGCUUAUGUCGCUGAAGCAGAGGCAUCUGAUAAGGCUAAGCGAGUUGAGGCUUCUCCUGGUGGUUUGGAUCCUAUUGAGGUUUUGGAGAGUCUUCCUGAGGCAUUGCGUGAAGCAUUUGAAUCUCAAAGUAUGGACAAAAUGUUUAAAGUAGCUGAAACUAUGGAUAGGGAAGUCUUCAAUUAUCAUUUGCAGCGUUGUAUUGAUUCUGGUCUUUGGAUUCCAAAUGCUAAGGAACACGAAGAGAAAUUGGCUAAAGAGAAACAUAAGGAGAAAGAAGAGGGUAAAUAA
Meloidogyne enterolobii is the source of this 1202-nucleotide messenger RNA. The record is from the annotation of a GenBank genome assembly. NCBI's taxonomy places the organism in Eukaryota, Metazoa, Nematoda, Chromadorea, Rhabditida, Meloidogynidae.